Hyaloscypha bicolor E is the source of this 2690-nucleotide messenger RNA. RefSeq names its product outer membrane protein-like protein iml2. Lineage: Eukaryota; Fungi; Ascomycota; Leotiomycetes; Helotiales; Hyaloscyphaceae. The record is from RefSeq and is a predicted model, not a curated record. The transcript is spliced from 3 exons. Gene Ontology annotation, cellular component: cytosol; nucleus; mitochondrial outer membrane. Bases 346 to 2436 code for a protein of 696 amino acids.
GCCGACUUCUGAAUUCUUCCUUACUUGUUCGUGCCCUUUGGGAUAUAUCGAAUUUCUUCGUUAGGUUAUUCAUCUUUGGCUUUGGGUGGAUCUGUUGCAAUUUCUUUUAUCUUUCCUUGUAUUGUUUGUAUUGUCUGGGGUCACGGACUUGUCAUUCUCUCUGGGGACUCGUUUCUGGUUCGCGGCAUUUCAAACUCUUCCCUUUUUGCAGAAUCUAUCGUUAUUCUUAACAUCGAUAUCGACGUCGACUCUCAACUGUUGCAGCGUUCUCGGCCUCCUAUGGUACUUAUCCCGAGUCUUCCGCGUUGUUGAGACUCUAUCUCGCAGGGGGAUUCAGGCACCAAUAUGAGUCGCUGGUUUCGGUCAGCGGCGACGCCAAAGGCUCCCGCAAUGGUUGCUGAAGAAGAGGAUGCACAUCUUCAGCAAGUUGAGCAUGCGCUCCUGCAGUUGCUGAACGAUGAUAUUGCAGAAGCCGACAGGAUCCUGAAGCAGCAUAACUCAUCUUACCACCAUCUUGGUCGAGGAAUCUCAAAUUUCAUUGCCUCUAUGCUGGGAGUUGAGAAAGAACUUCUGAAAGAUGCCGCGACCACAUUGCAACUUGCUGAGAACAAAACUUGGGAAGAUAUGAAGAAAGCUCAAGCGUCCCCCGCUGCAUACAAGUCCCCUAUUUAUCCUCCUGGGACUGAAUAUCUGCUAUGUUAUGCUAUAUCUCAAUUGACCAGUGCGAUCUGUGCCGUUCUUAGUGGAUCGGUAACUGAAGCAGUCAAGGGUUUCUAUAAGCUGAGAAAAGCUUAUUUGACGUUGGAUGGGAUCAUGGAAAUUGAGUCGAACUACCUGAAGAAAAGGACUGGAUCUAAAGACGGUUCCCUUGCUUCCCCAACCGUGCCUCUUGGUCAUGCCCCGAGACAGGGUCUUGCGAAUUCGCCUCCAUCCAGCAGUCAUGAAAACCAGUCCAAAAUUACGAGUGAACUUGGUGCCAACGAGAAAACCAGUAUCGAAAUUCAAAAUUAUCCGAAUGGAAGUGCUGGAAACGAGCCAAGGACUUCGGAUCUUGAGUGCGAUAUUGAGAACCUAUCUUUGCAUAAUCCCACUAGGGUCGAAUCUAAGUUGCUGGAUAUCGAUCCUGCUUCCGUUGGGAUCACUUCCCAUACAGAUAUUUUUAUUCAUUCUGGAACGAGGUUGUGUUACGGCAUUCUGCUUGUGGUUUUUUCAAUGAUUGAGAAUCCAUUAUUCAACAGGAUUCUCUACAUUGUUGGGUUUAAAGGGGACCGAGAGAGAGGAACGCGGUAUCUUUGGCAAGCCGCCCGCUUCAACAACUUCAAUAGCGCAAUCGCUGGGAUAACGCUGCUCGGGUAUUAUAAUGGCCUCGUUGGAUUUUGUGAUAUCCUGCCCACAGACCCUGGGGCAGACGACGAUCUAGCUGGAUACCCUAGAGCAAAGUGCAAGGUCCUGUUAACCGAUAUGCGCAAACGGUAUCCUGAUUCGAGGCUGUGGAAGAUGGAAGAAGCUCGCAUGCAUGCCUAUAACAGAAACCUUGCCGCUGCCGUCAAAAUCCUAGCAGACAACUCUGAUUCGAACAUGAAGCAGAUCGCGGUAAUCAACAUGUUUGAGAUGUCUCUUACCACAAUGUUUAUCCACGAUUACGAGCUUUGUGCAAGAAGCUGGAUCCAGUGUUCUGAGUUGAGCUCUUGGUCGCCAACUCUAUACGCCUAUCUCGCUGGAGCUGCGUAUGUUGAGAUGUAUAGAAAUCUUCGGGAGAGCGAUCCCACUACUGCAGCACAAUACAAGGAAAAGGCCACGGAAUACAUUCGGAAAGGUCCACCCAUGGCGGGGAGGCAGAAGGUUAUGAGUAGGGAUCUCCCUUUCGACACUUACAUCGUCAGAAAAGUAGCGAAAUGGGAAGAGCGAGUCAAGAUGUGGCAGUUAGAUCUUGUUGACGCUAUCGGCGUGAGCCCGUUAGCCGAGAUGAUAUUUUUUUGGGGCGGCCUAAAGAAACAGGACGCCGCUUUGUUGGAAAAGACUCUCGACAUCUUGAAGUGGGAGAGAGUCAGCCAUGCUGAGAAGUUCAAGGACGAUUUAGAUGAGACGGCCAUUCAUGCCGUAAUUAACGCUGCCGUUCUGAGAAACCUGGAGAGACGCGACGAGGCGAGGGACUUCUUGACUGGCAAAAUCUUGAACCAUGACAGACAUGAAUUUAAAGGCCACCUGAAGGAUGACUGGACUUGCCCUAAUGCCCAUUUUGAGAUGGCAUGUCUAGCCUGGAAGGAAAAAGAUCUCGAUGGUGCGGAUCACGCAGCGAAGGUUAAUGAUUGCUUUGAGUGGCUGGAAAAGACUCAAAAGUGGGGAGAGGAAUACGUUCUCAAUUCGAGGAUGUCCGUUAAAGUUUCGACCGCGUUAAAUACGGUUAAGAGACACAAGAAGAUUAUGGGUAUGUAGACUUAGAGUUCAAGAUCGUGUUAAUAGAUGAUUGCAAUGUAAGAGCACCUUUCAAUGCUUUGCGUACACAAACCUAUGUCGAAAUGUCCCACAAAAGACCGUGCAUUCCGAAAUCUGUUGCUCAAGGCUGAGAAUUUGAAUAUAAAACAUUUCGGGGGACAGUUGAAUACCGGGCCUUGAUGAGUGUACUAGAACCUCUUCUACAUUGAUAUUGGCUGGAACUGCGUUGUACACAGAAUAGUGGCAGCAGCUCU